Messenger RNA from Penicillium macrosclerotiorum, 435 nucleotides. RefSeq lists its product as uncharacterized. NCBI's taxonomy places the organism in Eukaryota, Fungi, Ascomycota, Eurotiomycetes, Eurotiales, Aspergillaceae. The transcript is spliced from 3 exons. Bases 1 to 435 code for a protein of 144 amino acids. The record is from RefSeq and is a predicted model, not a curated record.
AUGGGUCGUCUUAUUAAAAACCACUGGGGACGAUUGAUUAUCCUCACGGCAGCAGCCUACCAAAUCGCAAGUUCUAUCGAAGGUUUCAUCUGGCCCAAGGUGUUUUGGGACUUCCUCUCCAAAAACCUUGACGCCGCCGUCGGUCCCAUCCCCGCCCUCCAAAUUCUCAACCUUGUCAUGGGCGUCAUUGCCAUCGCCUGGGAAUGGCCUCUCAAUUUGUUCGCCGGAUCAUUGCUCCAUCGUAGCAUCGAAAUUCGACUCAUCCUCUAUCCUCUCAAUGCAAUGCUAGCCGCCCUUCUAUACCAAGGAACCGACCCCGCCCUCUAUUACUUGAUUGGCAUUGGCGUAUAUUUCUGGGCGUAUAGUGAAGGCGAGGUGAUUUGUCCGGAGCCUUGGACGUUACCCAAACGAGCUGGGACGCUCAAGGAAUGCUAA